AUUUUACACGUGUUACACCGAACACGCAUCACUCGUCAGUUAAGGCGUUGCCGUUGUGUGAGCCCGGCGGACACACGAAUUAUUGAUAAAUAAAUGAUUUUGUAACGACAUUGUAAACAGUGGGAAUGUGUAAACAAAGAUAACAGUUUAUCCGGAGAGUGGACUGUUUAUCUCGGCGCUCAGUGCUAGUGUAGUGCGAGUGUGUAGAGGUGGCCGCUGCGCCCGUCUCCAUCUGACGAUCAAACAAUAAAACAUCAAUAAUUUUAAUUUGUAUCGCGCUCGGACCCCAUUAGAGGUGCUGGCUGAAUCUUCGUUUGUUCCUCAUAUAAACCAGUUAAACAAGUUUUACCAGUGGGAGGCUCCUUUGCACAGGAAGCCGCCUAGAUUAUGGAUAUCAUCAGUAAGAUGUCGCCAGGUAGUGACAAUGGGCUGGAGCCGCCCCAGAUUGUGGUGCUCGACGGGGGGUUCUCCACGCAGCUGUCCUGCCACGUCGGCCACGUCAUCGAUGGUGAUCCUCUCUGGAGCGCGAGGUUCCUCCACACACACCCGGAGGAGGUGGUCAACACCCACAUUGACUUCUUAAGAGCUGGGGCACAUUUAAUAAUUACGAAUACAUACCAAGCCUCGGUGGACGGCUUCGUGAAGCACUUAGAUGUUACGCCGGAGCAGGCGUAUCAGCUCAUCAAACGUGCUGUGGAAUUGGCUAAAAAAGCACGCGAGUCCUAUCUGGAAGAAUACAAAGAUUAUAUUCAAAACGAUCACGUCCCAUUAGUUGUCGGGUCCGUGGGACCUUACGGUGCACAUCUUCAUGACGGAUCUGAAUACGAUGGCAGCUACGCAGACACUACCUCAGUCCAGACAAUGCGAGAGUGGCACAGACCCCGGAUACAAGGGCUAGUGGAGGGUGGAGUAGAUCUGUUGGCUCUGGAAACUAUUCCUUGUCAAGAGGAAGCCGAGAUGCUCUGCGACCUGUUGCGUGAGUUUCCUGGAGUUAAAGCUUGGCUCGCUUUCAGCUGCAAGGACAACCAAAGCAUCGCUCACGGCGAAUGUUUCCAGAAAGUGGCCAAGAAGUGUUGGGAGCUGAACCCGGAGCAGCUGGUCGCGGUUGGUGUCAACUGCUGCGCACCCUCCUCCGUCUCAGACCUCCUGAGAGGAAUCAACGACGACCGCCCUCACGACCCCAUGCCUCUGGUCGUGUACCCUAACUCGGGCGAGAAGUACAAUCCUCAAAUUGGGUGGAUAGAUAGGGAUAAAUGUGAACCAGUGGAGGUUUACAUCCAGGAGUGGUUGGAUCUGGGGGUGCGUUACGUCGGGGGAUGCUGCCGCACAUAUGCAACCGACGUCUCCAGGAUCCGCAACCAGGUCCACUGCUGGCGCGACCGGUGGAGGUUCCAACACAAAUACCAAGGCAGUGUGCCAAACCAAAGUUCUCACUCAUAGAUCUCCUUCUAAAUACGUUCACUAAGAGUUACGCUUGAAUUGAUUUCGCAAAUGUUAUUUGUAUAAUAUAAAGAAACUUUAUCAACAAUUAAAGAGUUAUAAUAAAUA
Messenger RNA from Leptidea sinapis, 1548 nucleotides. RefSeq names its product homocysteine S-methyltransferase-like. The record is from RefSeq and is a predicted model, not a curated record. Gene Ontology annotation, biological process: S-methylmethionine cycle. Gene Ontology annotation, molecular function: S-adenosylmethionine-homocysteine S-methyltransferase activity; zinc ion binding. The transcript has 8 exons. NCBI's taxonomy places the organism in Eukaryota, Metazoa, Arthropoda, Insecta, Lepidoptera, Pieridae. The coding region runs from base 388 to 1440 and encodes 350 amino acids.